Molecule: messenger RNA, 717 nt
Organism: Penicillium waksmanii
Lineage: Eukaryota; Fungi; Ascomycota; Eurotiomycetes; Eurotiales; Aspergillaceae
Exons: 1
Coding region: 1-717 (238 amino acids)
Source: RefSeq, a predicted model, not a curated record
AUGACGAUAAUCUCGAAGAAAACCGUGAGCCACCCCCCCGAGGUCAAACCACUCAUCGACAUAUUUCCGGGUGUCUCCGCCGCCCUUCUUCUUCGCGUCUUCGAGAGAAAGUUGAAGGCGACUGAACUCAUACGCUUCAAAGAGAAGUCAGUCACCGAGCUAGAUCAGGAGGACAGAGUCUUCAAGAUGACCGAGUCAGGGGGUACAGUAGGCUUUAAGAAGGCCGCAGCAUCGCUUAAGGACUGGGGCUCCAACCCUCAAAUAUGGACGACUUGCUUUCUUGCCUAUUUGGCCGUUGUAGGAUAUCUCUUCGGCGAGAAACAUCCUAAGGCAGUUCCCAACCUACUCAUGUUUAUGAGGCAGAUCCUGGACUUCGCUCAGACUUAUCAGUGGUCGGAGGCAGUUCUCCCACUUGCCCUUAAUUUUCACCAAUAUAUCCUGGAUAAAGGAGAGCUAUCGACGGACAACUACCUGGUCACAGGCCCAUUUCGCGAAAAAUACCUCCGCCACGAUCUCACCCUACCUGCGAAGUCACCAACAAACCCUCCAACCCGGCCUCGUCAGACUAGGAAUACCAGAUCUUCGAAUAAUGAGUCAGAGAUUUGCGACAAGUUCAAUACGACAGGUUGCUCCUGGGAAGGCUGCAAGAGACGUCACGACUGCACGGCAUGCGGCCUGAGCGAGCAUGGCGCCUCCUCCUGCCGCAAGAAGAAAUAG